This is a messenger RNA of Astyanax mexicanus (Mexican tetra), 2187 nucleotides long. RefSeq names its product la-related protein 6-like. Gene Ontology annotation, molecular function: mRNA binding. The coding region runs from base 189 to 1421 and encodes 410 amino acids. The transcript has 3 exons. Gene Ontology annotation, cellular component: nucleus. NCBI's taxonomy places the organism in Eukaryota, Metazoa, Chordata, Actinopteri, Characiformes, Acestrorhamphidae. The record is from RefSeq and is a predicted model, not a curated record. Gene Ontology annotation, biological process: RNA processing.
AGUUUCAGUGGUGUGGGUGUAUCCACUUAUAACACUGAAGGAGGGCAUUGAAGGCAGCUGGGCAGAGUAGAAGCAACUCAGAACAGCAGGAUUAGAAUUCAGCAUUUAAAAUUGACAGUUAAACACACGGAGAGAGAGAGACAGAUCGAAAACCAGAGAACAAAAGCUUGUCUUAAUCAUAAGACAGCAUGGACAGCAUCAACAAUAUUAAAUUUUUCCCAUUUUCCAACGAGAAUGAUGAAGACAUAGAUCCUGAUGACUGGGUGCCUCCGAAUGCUGCUCUUAUUAAAAAAAUGGUCUCACAGAUUGAACACUACCUCUCUGAUGAAAACUUGGCUAAAGACGCUUUUCUUUUAAAACAUGUGAGAAGGAAUAAGAUGGGUUACGUCAACAUCAAGCUGCUGACAUCUUUUAAAAAGAUGAAGCAUUUGACGAAAGACUGGCGGGUCACGGCUUAUGCCCUACAUCACUCUUCAAAACUGGAGGUAAAUGAGGAAGGAAACAAGGUGCGUAGAAAAGAUCCUGUACCAGACUCUGUUCUUGCACAGGUGCCAAGUAAGCUUCUGCUGGUCUGGAACAUCACAGAUUCUCCAGCAGCCGAGGACACAUCAGUUCCUCACAGAAGCACAAUGGAGAUGGCUAUAGCAAUGCUAGAACCGUUCGGAAGCAUCACUACAGUACGAGUCAACCGGCCAGGUAGAGAGCUUCCACCAGAGAUUCAGAAGUAUGGGGACAAGUACCCCGAGCUCCUCAAAGAGGAGAGUGUACUGGUGGAGUUUGAGGAUUUGGAAGGGGCUGGUAGUGCUUACCACCAUCUCUCACAAUCUGAUAUCAGCUUUAGGGUUCUUUUAGUGGGGAGAGCAUCCAAGAAGAAGGUCAUGGAGGCAGACAGAAGGAAUGGUAAGCGUGUCUCCGUCUUGAACAGGCGCAUGGAGCAGUUGCAGUCCCGUGGUGAAGAUUCAUCAGCCUGUAGCUCUUCAGAAUCAGAGUUUGCCUCUUCCUCACCUCUGCACAUCCCUCGCUUUGCAUCUGGACAGCUGUGCAGCAGCCCGCACUCCAGCCCAAGAUCAGCCUACAUGACUCAGCCUGGCCAUCGGGUCUCGUCGCUCUUGGCCUCUGAGGUCUGGGGAAGUCCAGACACCAGUCCUGAAAUGGGACGUCGCCACAACUUCCAGGACCAUUCACCAGACUGCGGCAAUUCCCCUUCCAGAAGCCCCUGGGUCCAAAAGCGCAAACUGGCUGCCAUCCAAAUCCCAUCUUCGGAGGGAAACUCCAAACACAGCCAGACGAAUGGAAGACGAGUCCUAAACGGGGACACGGUGCCACCUGGGGUGCUUCGCUUGCCUUACGGUCCAGAUGGAAGCAAAGGCUUUCAUAUCAUCAUAGCUAGAAGAAGACUUCAGCAGUCUAUGAAAAUAUAAAAAGGGACAGUUAUAGAAAUGAUCCAGCUGUGAAGUUUUCAGCAGUGAUUAAAUGGGUCCGUAUCAGAAUACUGUGCCUUUUGGCAUCUCAUAUCUUUCAAAAAAUAUUUUGAUUGUCAUAUUUAUAAUCUUUAGACUGCACAUAAAUCAUAUUUUGCCAGCUUAAUAGUUUGAGUUGUUUUACAGACACAGAGCUAUAGGGAAUUAUGUUUACAGAACAGUUUGCAGCUGUUAAUAACAAUACAAAACCUAGUUAAACUGGUAGCUAGAUAGCUAGCUAACUAGGAAAUACACAAUACAUGUGGCUGAAUUUAUCAAGCAACUGGUUAGCUGAAACUGUAGGAGUUCACAAGGUCAAAUGGCUCGUUGGUCAAAGCUAGCUUGCUGGCUAGUUGCCUGCCUUUUGGGUUGUGUGGGCGGGCUGGCACUUUAGCCCCUAAGCCUGGUCGCCGGCAUCGCUAACGGUGCUAGCCCGAUGUUUCAAGCAAGUUCGCCACUGUCAGUAUUAAUGCUAGUACGAUGCUAGAUAGCAUAGAUAGAUAGUUGAUAGAUAGUUGAUUUGAAAUGAUUUAAGACACUUAUUUGUGUGUUAACAAAUGUUUAUAAAUGUAUAUGAUGAACUACAACCUGCUGAAGAAGUUUUAUGUCAGUAGUAACAUUAUUCAGAUGUGGUAGUAUCGUAAAUUUUUAUUCUUAUUCAUUUUACAGUAAAAACAGCUUAAUUUUACUUACUGGAGAAACAUAUUUCAAAGGCAUGUAGUGAAGC